CAAUGUAAUAUCAGGUACCAAUCCCUGAAAUGUUAUACUUUCUAGUUAGAUAUCCCCAAUUAAAAAAUAUCUCCGAAGAUUUGAACGUGGCUCAAUGGAGGAUUUAGCUUUUUGAGGCGCCGAGCGCCCUCUGGUGGAAAUUUAUGAACGCAGAAAAGUCACCACUGGAAUAUGAAAUCGAAACUGAUCUGAAGUCAGAAGCAAAAAUAAACAGGUAACUUGAAUCCGCCUCUCUCCGAUCACCUGAAAACUAAUGGAUAAAACUGUAAUCAAGUACAGACACUGUGGAAGAGACAUUUAUAGUUUUUCACAUCAAAAUGACGAUUUGGAGAGAUCUCAUUGUCCGUUCUGUCAUCAGAUCCUCACAUUUGGACUUUUAGACGCACCCGUGACACUUCCCUGUCCUUUUAUAAACGGACACAAAGUUGCAUGUGCAUUUUUGAUAGGAUCAGUUCACGGACCAUCAUAUCUUGGAGAAUGGCAUGACACAGAGAUACAUGUGGGGCUCUCAAGUUCAGAAGGUCGGGUCUAUAACUACACCCUCUCAGGGAUCCGGAAAGAUGAUCAUGGAUGGGAACAGUGUGUCUGUUUACAGCUGGUCCCGCCGUGGAGACAUGACCUGAGGGAAUCGUGGGACAGAGGGCUGGAAGAGUUUUCUGCACUUCCAGAAUGGGUUUCAGAACGAUUUCAUGAAGAGAGGGAAUUUGGGUCGUGUUGUUAUGGUUUUGCUCUGACUUUCAUCAACCACAUGCGCUCACUGGAUGGGAAAAUGUCUCUGAGCAGAGAUGAGUUCACAGGACAACAUGUUUUACCCACAAUGAAGACAGUGUCCAUAUACAUCAAGAUCUAUCAAGCAAUAUCACAACAUGGCUUUCAUAUUGCUGAGAAAUUGAAUAACAUGUGACAAAUUAUAUAUAAUUAAAAUAAAACAUUAUAUAAAUGCAUUAUGCAAAAUAGGCAUGUGACGGUAUUCGAUAAUACGGUAUAUCACGUAAUUAACAUGUACAGUAUUGUUAUCGUUAUUCUAGAUAAUCUUUUAGCCAAAUUGUUUCGAUUUUUUUGACCGCACAGUAGUUUUUUUCCAUCAACAAAUCAAGAUUAACAACAUAAGGGUAUGCGUCAUAAAUGACACAUGCACACUCUGAUGUAAACAAAACCAAUGUGGACAAGAAGCAUGGCUGAAGGAGGAAUGCAGCCGACACUAUAUCAGCUUUCUACUAGGGUUAAGUCAGAAGUGGGGAAGUUUUUGGUUCCCAUAAAAAUGCAGAGAGAUAGUUGUUCGAAGAUGGUUUCCCUUUGUGUAAAACAAACGAAACACAGGAACACCUCCAACAUUUUCACUCAUCUGCAGGACAAUCAUCUUGUGCAAUUCAGCAAGAUAAAGGUAAGUUGUGACAGUUCUGCUUGUUUUUCUGAGACAACACUCUGAGAGACAUUGCUGUGUGACAGCUAAGACGACAAAGAAAGUGAACUGUUGUUGCCAUUUGCAAAUAAUGUGUAGUUUGCUUUCAAGUGGCUGAAGAGUAGUUUGCUUAAACUCUGCUAGCUAUCAUUUGUGUCUUGUAGUAACAACUAAAAUACAGUUGUAAUCAGCUAAUACUAAGUCAUGUUAUUAAUAAUGGCAAUGUGGCACAAUGAUGAUUUCAGUAUUAAGUUCAAAUUGGAACGCAACGCAAUCUUACGUUGACAUAGAGUGUGAGUGAAUUUGCAGUCGUUAAAUCUGUAGUAAAAAAUAUUUUACUGUUCUUCAUACAUUAUUUGAUAUAUAGGCUACUGUUGUAAGCACAGUGUUCCAUUGAAACCAUGUAGUCACUGUGGUUUGAUGUGUUUACAGGAUUAAUUUACCACAUGACAGAUGUGGGUUAAUUACCCAUGACAGGUUGGAAACCUGCUUGUUGUUUGAAACAGGUUUUAAGUGAAGACGUCUGGUUUUGGAUUGCAGGUCUAUAAUAUACCUGACACCCUCUCAGAGGAUCAAGUUUUGGAAAAGAUAUUGAAUGUAACAUGGACAUGAAUAAAUUUCUAUCAAUAUAAAAGAAAAAGUCUAUAAUUUAGAUACUGUGAUUGGUCAAGAUUUUUUACAAUUUACAUAACCUUUAGCAGUUCAUUUAAAUGGUAUUGCGGUCUGACACAUUUUUAAAAGAACAAAUGCUCUAAUGUGGUCGCUACAAUAGUUAGACACAUGCUGUUUAAAAUAGUUGUCAACUACCUUAAAAACAAACAAAAUGUGAUUUUUAAGUUAUGGCACUAAACAUUUAAAAAAGUAAGAAAUAAAACAGGAUUGUGUGUGUAUUGAUGAGAUUUUUGUUAUUUAUUUAAAUAAUUGUGCAAAGAAACUGUUUAUUAAUUUUAAUAACACUGAGAAAAAAAAGGUCAGAUUACAAACCAUUUUGUUGUGUUAGUUGAGCAAAAAUCCAUGAAAGUCAGUACAACUAUUUUAUGUACAUUUAAUACUUUAAUCUAACCAUAGUUUUUUCUUAGAAUGAAAACGAUGAGUUUUGUAAACAACGCUUUAUGACUUAAUUAAAAAAACUUCAGCAAACCUAUUAUUUUAAGUCAGUCUCUUUUACUUUGUAAUCUAAUCGAUGUUUUCACCCAAAAUCUAAUUGAUUUUGGGUGGGAACAGACCAAAAUAUAACACCUUUUUCACUGUACAUCUUGCCAUUGCAGUCUCUAGGAA
Myxocyprinus asiaticus (Chinese sucker) is the source of this 2680-nucleotide messenger RNA. RefSeq names its product MKRN2 opposite strand, tandem duplicate 1 (gene mkrn2os.1). The transcript is spliced from 4 exons. The record is from RefSeq and is a predicted model, not a curated record. NCBI's taxonomy places the organism in Eukaryota, Metazoa, Chordata, Actinopteri, Cypriniformes, Catostomidae. The coding region runs from base 254 to 904 and encodes 216 amino acids.